AUGGCUUCAGGUGGAGCGGAGGAAGACGAUGGAGGCGUUCCACUGGACAUCGACAACGUGCACAUGCUCCUCCAAGUGGAGCACGAACAGAUUCAGAAAAGGACAUUCACCAACUGGAUAAAUGCUCAACUCGCUAAGAGAUGCCCUCCCUCGUUUGUGUCGGACCUCUUCUCUGACCUCAGAGACGGCUCACAGCUGCUUGACCUGCUGGAGGUGAUGAGCGACCAGCCUAUGAAGAGACAACGGGGCCGUGGGGUGUUCCAGCAGAGGGCCAACGUUGAGACAGCACUGAACUUUCUCAAGAAGAAAUCUAUCAAACUGGUGAACAUAAACAUCCCAGAUAUCACAGACGGACGGCCCUCCAUCAUCCUCGGACUCAUAUGGACCAUCAUCCUCCACUGUCAUAUUGAGGAGCUGGCCAGAACUCUCUCCUACACUUCUUGUCAUUCCUCCCUCGACUCUCUGGCCAGCCUGGACUCCUGGUCUGGCAGCCCGGUGCCAGCUAGUCCCGUCCCCGCAGGCCGGACGUCGCCUCUCCACAGACGCUUCAGAGUAUCGGCCAAGAAGGCCCUGCUCAUGUGGGUCAGGGAGCAAUGUCAGAAGGUCGGUUGCUCCGUCAGUGUGAGGAACUUUAAGUCGAGCUGGAGAAGUGGAGAGGCCUUCUUGGCCAUCCUGUGUUCUCUCCGACCGCAGCUGGCUGACCUCUCACGGGUCCAGUCCAGAAGCAACCAGGAGAACCUGGAGGAGGCGUUUCAUCUGGCCGAGAGGGAGCUCAACAUCCCCCGCCUGCUGGAUCCCCAGGAUGUAGACGCUAAAGACCCCGAUGAGAAGUCCAUAAUGACUUAUGUGGCCCAGUUUCUACAGUACUCCAAUGACAUGCCGGCACCUGAUGACCAUCUGCAGCUGUUUCCUCUGGUCCAGCCCUUUUCUCUCUCUCCUGUCAACUUGCCUGCUCACUUCACUCCAGCAAUUGCUGUCUCACCGUUACGCCAGGUCUCUCCGAGUCAGCGAGCGCUGGAGGUGACUUCCUGGCUGCAGCAAGCGUACGAGGAACUGUGCGACAUGCGGACGGCUGCAGAGAAGUCAAGCUUUGCAGAGAAGUAUCACGUGCUUCAGAGCCUCGCUGGCUCCUUCACUGAGCAGAGGAGACCAGUUCUGACCCUCUUCGCUGCCAUGAAGCGCUGCCCUGAGCUGAGCCAGGAGCAGUGUGCUCUCAGGACAGCGUGGGAUCGUCUGGAAAAGGAGCUGCAGAGAUGUAACGCAGACUUGGACUCCAGCCUUCCUCCUCCUCUGGACUCGGUCGUAGUGUGGCUGCAGCGUGUGGAGGCAGCGCUAACAGAAGAGGGAGGAGGCGUGAGAGAUCACGCAGAGGCUGCUAAAGAAGCGAGAGCUCAACAGGACACGCAGAAGACUUUAAUUAAGCAGAUGAGCCACCACGUGCACAUUAUUGAUACCUACAACAACAUGGAUGACUCGGGGAACGUAGUUGUGCCACUUGAAAAGUUCCAUGAGAUAAAAAGACGUUUAACCAAUAUCAGAGUCACAGCCAAGUAUCAUGGCAUCACGUUGGAAUACCAGGAGUCCCGUCACACUGUGCUGGAUCUCCUGCGCCGCAUCAACGCUAAGGUUCAGACGUGGAAAGCUUCCUACAGCUCCCAGGAGGCAGUGCUGCUGCUUCUGCAGGACUGGCAUGAAACUGUGGAGCGCAAAGACCUGCUUUUAAUUCUGAUGGACGCUCUCCAGAACCUGAAGGAGAAGGCGAACGCGUACACCAGCAAGGCAGCGCUGAGUGAGGAUUCCCAGCUUGUAACUCGUCAAGUGCAGGAAGCAGAACGUGAAGCUGAACUGGUCACGCAGGCUGUGACGGCUGCGAGAGGGGCGAUGGAGAGAGCGGUGUCUGCGUGGGAGACGUACAACAAGUGCCGCUCUUCUCUGCAGACAUGGCUGGCACAGUCUCCUGCUGCGGGGACGAAGGACAUGAGCGAGUGGACGUCAUGUCAGGCGGAGCUAAACGAGGCGGGGAACUUGCUCAUUGAAGUGACAGAAUCUUCAGCCAGCCGCUCUCUGGCCGAGCAGCUCAGCAAGCUCAACAUGCAGUGGGCUGAAUGCAUGAAGAGGACAAUGUUUGACGUGUCACCGGAGCCCGGUGUCGGUCCCCCGUGUCUUCAAAUGGUGCGUUCACUGACCCAGGAGGCCAGCUGGCUACUGAGGCAGCCGCUGGAGGUUAACUCAGUCCCACUGAAGGCGAACAGGCACAAACUACAGGUGCUGAGUAAAAAGAUGGCGGAGGUGGAUCUUUCACGUCUCGGUCCAUCACCAGAGUUUCACACAGAGAACCUCCCACAGAUGCUUUCUGAGGCAGAGAGGACCUGUGGAGCGCUGCAGCGGGCUGCGUCCAGGCUGGAGGGCCGUCUGGCUGAGCUGGACCAUUGGAGCACAGAAGCUCUGGACUGUUACCAGCAGCAGAAGCACAAGAAGCACAGAGGACGCUCCGCAUUGAAACAAACAGCCAAAGUGCUGGUCUCUCGAGGCUUGCAGCUUGAGAGCCAGGUUGUAACUGAGAGACAGGAUCUGCAGGACCUUGUUGCACGAGUGCAGAACACCUCUCCUCUACAGCGCCUCAGUACCUCUGGCAUGCAGGACAGGAUCUCAGAGGCAGUCUCCCACUGCCAGGAAAUUCUUGGAAUGUUUAGUUGCCUUGGGUUUGUGCAACAUGUUGAAACAGCACAGCAGACACAGAGACAGGCAGAUGCAGAUGCAGGGUUGUUAGUUGUGGCCAGAACCAAACAGGUAGACCUGAUUGGGAAUGUUAUGCUGCAAACCCAGGACCCUAGUCUGGCUUCAUCUCAGAUUCCAUCUCAGACGCCUCAAAGGACAGCAAGUCUCCGAGGUCGGCCUAAAAACCAGCACGUGAACACACGGGAGCAACCGACCAUUGUUAUACCCCGUGUCAAAGUCCCGAUUCUGCCUCAGCCGUUGAGGGAACUGGUGCCUCGUGAUCAAACUGUAAAAGACGCUGAAUCUGAAACCAUGAUCCAGCCUCCAUCGUUUUCCAAAUCCCACGCUCGAGUUGGACCAAAGUGUCCAAACAGUCCAGUUCUGUCCAAACACGAGACGAGUCCAGACCCAGAGGACAAGGAAAGCUCAUCUCCCUCGCAAACAACAAGAGGGCGACCGAGCACUGUGCAGAGUGAGAAGACAUCUCCACAGCCACCGGUUAUGGUCCGCAGUGAAGUUCUUUCAAAAGCCCAGUCCAUGGCGAGGAGCAGACUGGAGAAGGCCAGAGCUCACCUGCAAGGACGCAUCCAGCAGGCCAUUCAGCUGUUUGGUGGCAAAGAGCUUUCGGAGUCACAAGCCAAGAGGAAACAGAGAGCUUUAAAGACUCUGCAGCCUACAAUCCUCGACGAGUUCCUGGCUGCUGUGGAGGGUUAUGGAGCCUUUUGCACUGGACCCCAACUCCAGGACGUGAUGCUGCUCGCUGACUCAGUCAGAAAGCAGUGGGAGGAUGUGCGCAGAGAAAUGGCCGCCUUUGUUCCCAUCAUGUGGUCUCAGAUCAGAGAGAUUUCUGUUGUUCAAUGUGCAACUCAAACUAACGCUCUGCACGAAGCCACUCACCACACUGACUCUUUGCUGCAGCAACAGGUCGUCGUGGACGGAGCUGCGUCUGUUGAGGUUGAAUCCCUCCAGGAGCUGUGGGGAACACUCGCACCGAGAACACCCUCCUGCCAGCUGAAGGAGUCAGAUGAAGCGCAGGAAACACCACCCGGUGACGCAGCGCUCACGUCUCACUGGGGACGGCAGCUCCGGGGAAACACCCCGCUGAGAGCGACUGGCGCGCAGCAGAGCAAACAUCUCUCACAGAAACAAAGCGUGGACAGCCCACAACAAGACCCCUCCCCUGCGUGUGGAGCUGUGACCGUGCAGCCUCAGGGGGACAUCCUCCAAGUGCGAGCUCAGGAUGUCCCAGCUGCCGGCUGCGGGUCGGGGAAAAAACUAAAGUCCUCACUUCGAGCCAAAGAGCAGCAGCUGACAGCUCGUCUGCUGCACAUCACAGAGAGCAAGCAGCAAAGCCAAGCUCGUGUACAGGCGGUUGUCAGGGGCGACACUGUGGAGACCAAGCAGGAGGCGGAGUGGACCGUCGUCCCAGAGACGUCCGCCCCCCCGCAGGAAGAGCCCUCCUCCCGACAGGAAGUUCUGGAAAGGUACAGAAAGUCCUGCUCCGUGUUUCAGUCUCAACUCCAGAAGAUCAAGCAACAUUUAGAAGAGUUUAUCCCAGUCACCCUCUCCCCCCUGCAGAACCAGAAGAAGCAGCUGCAGACUUUAAAGCAGGAGACAGAAGCAAUAUGGUUUGAGUAUGAGCUCCAGUGUGCUCAGCUAUCCCAGUUCUCCCAUCUGAUGACCAGAGAAGAUAAAGGCCAAGUGGAAAGUAACAGGCAGCAGCUGACUCAUCAGUGGAGAGGACAACAAAUGUGCCUCCAGAGAAGAAUGACGUCUCUACAAAAUGCUGCUGACCUGACGGAGGCUGCAGAUGAUCAGAUGGUGCUGAUCACAGAGAAGCUGGACUGGAUCAUCAGAGAGUCUGUGGACGUCUCCUCCGUCACUGAUCCCACACUGGUAUCUGAUUUAAAGGAGAUGGAUGACACACUGCGCUCUGAAAUAAGAAAGCUAUCAGAACGAGGCGCUGAAGAGGAAAGACUAUCCACAUCCCCUUCAUCCCUCUGCCAGGCUCUCCACAACAGCGUGCAUCAUCUGGAGCAGCUCAGACAGCGGCUGGAGAAGGUUCAGUCCGCUGCACACGCUCUGCAUCGCUUCCUGGCCACAGUGAGGGAAAUCAAGGCCGAGAUCCCGGCGCUGCUGGCAGCGCAGGACCCCAGCAGGCAGCAACAUGAGGCAGACGGGGAGCAGGAGAGACACUCUUGGCAGGCAGCAAUGCCGCAGAGGUUGCAGACUGCCGCGCAACAAUCUGAUAGUGUUGACAGCACUUUAAAGGCAGCGGGGAUGACUCUGAGCAUGGAGGGUGCAACAGUGACGUGCCAGGAUGUGGCGACAUCAUUGUCCCAGCAAGUUGUGGCCAUGGAGAAAGAGUUGAUGGCAGGCAGGACGAGGGAGAGAACAGAUGAGUUAUUCCCAGUUGGAAGGAAGCAAAUCCAGGAGCUGAAUCCUUUGGAGAUGCGUCAGAUAAAAACUGAUUCACAACAGCAGGGGGGAGCGCAGGAGCAGGAGCGUCCCACUCCAAGUAGGAUAGAAGAGGAGGCAGGGUUGGAGGCCAAAAGGAGUAGGCUGGAAGAAGAUGAUGAUACAAAGACACAAAGGGAGGUGGAGCACAAGACUCAGGCACGGACGUCUGAAGGGGAUGUCUUAAAAGACAAAGAGCAGAGAAGAAGAAGGAGCAGCCAGGUUCAGAGAGAGGGAGAGCAGAAGGGUUUGGUCCAGAGGAGAGUUAUCUUGUUGGGAGCUCUGAGGGAGAUAAAGAGAGCAGCUGGGCAGCUGAGCUUCCAGGAGCCCUCCCUGCCCGCCCUGCAGCACAGGACACGAGCCUUGAUAGAGCUGGACAGUCGUCUCGCUGGCCACCGCUCUGAGCUGCAGCUCAUACGAGAUGAAUCCUCACAGUCAGGAAUGUCUGAUGUGAGUCCGACCGGAGAGGUGGAGGAUGUCUGGGUGGAGGCCCAAAAAGCUGUAACUGAACGGCUGGAGCGGUGUGGCGCCCUGACGGAGCUGCUGAAGAGGUUUCAGAGCAUUCGUGGGGAGCUGAGUGGGACCCUGCAGAGGGCAGAAAGCACCAUCAGUGAACAAGCCUCCUACAUGGGGAGAGAGAACCUGCAGAGACUGCACACCAAGGUCCGGGAAACAAAAGCGGAGCUGAAUGGUCUCGGCGACGGCAUAGAGGAGGUCCGCAGUGUCUGCAGGCAGCUUCACACUCGUCUGCGACAGAUCCCAGAAUGCACCGUCAUCCCAUUUGAGGACGAAGCGGACGCUCUCAUGGACCGCUGGCUGGAUAUAUCCGAAAGGACAGAUUCCCACGUUGAAAGCCUCCACCGUGGCCUGACUCUGUGGGACGGGCUCCUCCAGCUGGGAGCAGAGGUGGAGAGCUGGACGGCCAAUAAACUAGCAGCGUUUGCUCAGUCUCCGUCCUUUCAGACGGAGGAAGACAUCACGGCCUUUCAGAGUGAGAUUGUGACCCAAGAGGAGAACAUGGAGCGCUUCCACCAAAGAGCCACAGAGAUCCAGGCGCUGCUUCACAGCUCAGAGCCCCCGCUGGAGCUGCAGGUUGUGGAGACCCAGAUGAGGAAGAAGAUCGAGCAGCUGAAGGAGCUUGUUUCUGAAGCUGAGGACGUUUACAGGCAGAUGGUGGCUGCUACGGGACACAUCACUGGCAGGAUGGCAGAAUGCUUCAACUCCCUGCAGAAGAUUCAGGACUCGCUCCUCACUCUCAGUGGUUCUGAUGCUGCAGCAGUCCUUGUGAAACUUAAGGAUCUACUUCUUGAGCUCCAGGCGCAGGAUGAGCAGGCGGAGAGUCUGCUGCAGGAUGUGCAUGUUCUGACCUCCAUAGCGAGUCCCGUCAGCCUACAGAGUCUGUCUGCGGACGGGUCUCAGCUGCAGGAGAAAGUCAGAAACAGCCACCAGCUCUUCUCUGAGGUGGAAGAACAGACUGAGAGGAACAUCCAGGAUCUGGACAGGCUGCAAAGGGAGGGUCAGCGUUUGCAACAAUGGUUGCAAGGCGUUGAGGAAAAAGCAGCGAAAGAGGAGGAUCUUAGUCUCCUGCAGGAGGAAGCGCUUCAACAAAGGGUGACGUCAGAGGCCCUCAAUCAACUUGUGUCAUCCUUGCAAAGCAGCACGCUUCAGCAGUCUGCUGUGGUGGAAGAGAGCAGAGAGCUGCUGCAACGAUACCGCAGCUUUCAAAGCAACGUGGCGUGGUGCGGCUCCACGGAGAAGCAGAGCUCUCCGAGUGCAGACAUCGAGGUGUUUCAGACGCUCGUGAAGCCCACUCAAUCCCGGGUCGGAGAUCUGAGGCGAACUGUUGGUGAAAGCCUCGGCAUCCAGAGUCCAGCAGAGCAGAGACUUCAGCGAGCUGUAGUAAGUGCGACGGUCGAGGGGGAGGCUCGUCUUAAAGAGCUCAGAGUUACUGGCAAGUGUCUGAGCCUCAGACUGUGUGACGACGAUCUGAAGCGGGACAUUGGGGAAAGCAUUCAGACAGCAGCGGAGCAGCGGAGCGACCUUCUGCAGUCAGCUCAGCUUUAUCACAGUGUUGCUGAUCCAGACGUCACCUCCUCGUCCCUGGCUCAGAGACAGCCGGCCUGCAGCAGAGUGGAGGAGCUCCAGCAUAGAGCUGCUCAGCUCCCCACUUUGUUCCCCUGGCCCGGCGCUUCUGAGCGCAGACACAUCUGCCUUCAAGCCCGUCAACUGCACGAUGAGGCUGAAUCCCUGCAAUUAACUCUAACGAGCCUGGCUGAGCAGAGGAGGGAGCUGUUGGAACAAACCAGCGACGCCAUGUGGAACGAUUCGUCCUCGGCCGAGCGGGAGACCUACUGCUCACUGAUGGACGAGCUGAAGGGUGUGUGUUCCCGCCUGGAGGAAGGUGUGUGUGAUGAGGAACAGUUCGGUCAGUCAGUGCAGGCCUGCCAUCGUAAGUUGACAUCCCUGCAGGAAAGGAUGUCCGCCUGGCAAGCCCAGAAAGAAGCACCUCUGGAGGCUUUGCUUCAGGAAGUAACCGACGUAGAAGAAGACCUUUUACAAAUUGUAACACUGAAGGACUCCAUCACAGCCAGCUCUACAGCUGAGGCCCGGGCCAGCCUCUCCCAGCAAGUCAGCGACCUACAGAACCACAAGAGGGCAGUAGACGGUAGCGUCAGAGAACAUGUGGCUCUGCUCACAGAAAGCAACAACCGGAGAGUUCAACGUGUGAAGGAUGAGGUCACCUGUGUUCAAACCGCUCUGAAGGACCUGGCUGAGAAUCUGUGUGGGACCCGUGAAGUGUUGCCUGGAAUGAGCCAGCUCAAACAGCAGUGGUGUACCAUACAGGACUGUGACUCCAGGCUGACGGAGCUGUCUGCAAGAGUUGACCACCUGCAGAAGACCGGGGAGUCCAGCGUCGCACGAGAAAUGGUUCCUGCAGAUGUCACUUUGAACGUUGAUGCAGUUGCUAAAGAUCUUGACAGCCUCAGAAGCAUUUCUCAACAAGAGAAGCAGGAAUGUGCUGAAAACACUGCGCACAGGGUGAGACAGGACACGGGCCGGCUGCAGGAGUGGAGCCAAACAGUACAAGCUGCACCGUCGUCCAUCAGCCAGGCCGCUCUGGAUGAAGGUUUGUGUCUUCAACGAGGUCUUCAUGAAGUGCUCACAGAACGAGAGUUUCUUCUUAACUGUCUGGGAACAAAAGUGACAAAGAAACUGGAGAAAAGUGCUUCAGAUGCUCUCAGUGAAAGCACGGCUGCACUCAAAACGUUAUCUAAACGCCUGAUCAGUCGAGGUCAUGGUGAAGUGCAGUUGGACAAAGAGUUGCCAGGCAGAGUUGCAGCGUGCAGUUUUGCUUCCCCCGAUGAAACUACAGCUCUGUGUCCUCCUGCUUCUUCUUCUUCUUCUUCUUCUUCUGAAAGUGGUCAGAACCCCAGUGUCACACUCCUGGUGGGACCUCCAGCGACAGAGCCACACAACUCCCCCCUUUCUACCAGUGAACAGCAAUCAGAAACAUUUGAGGCGGUCACAGAUGCUCGAGAACGAGAGAAACACUCCGAGGACAUCAGUGCGAUCCCAAAGAAAGUGUUUUCAAUAGUGUUGGACAUGGAGCAAAAUGAGAAUUACAGUCCAGACUUUGAAAGCCUUCAUCGGGCAGCACGCUCAGAGACAUUUAAAACAGUCACUGACGCUCGAGAGAAGAAGGAAUCCAGUGAGGAUAUCAGUGUGAGCCCAAGUAAAGUGUUUACAAUAGUGUUGGACAUGGAGAUGCCUGAGGACCGUGUUGCAGCCAGCCGUCCAGAUGUACUCAGACAGGAAGCAGAGGUGUGCGACGCUCAGCUCACAGACCAGUCAAGUAUUCUUGAGAAUACAUCCGGACUCUUUACAACACCAACGAGUCCUGAAUCAGAUGAAACGGACUUGAAUUAUUUAAUGAAUGAGUCUCAAGUGUUGGACUCACUGGCAGGAAACCCUCUGGUGUUAGUAUGUAGAGAAUCGGAGGAUUCUACAAGCGCCAGAAUAUCCUGCAAAGAAAAGCCAGACACCCGUGAAUUAAUGCACAUUGAGGUGUUGAACUCCUCCAAAUCAUGUGGCGGUGUUACUGAAUGUCUGCUCACCGGCGCACGUGCAGCAGCAACAACAUCUCCGGAAGUCAAACAAGAGAAGAAGACAGAUUUCUGGCACGCCGGAGAGCAAACGACGAGCUCAGUCUUGUGCACGGUGGAAGGAGAAGCUUUAACUGACACACGAAUACCUGCCGGUGACAAUAAACAGCUGACUGUUGCUGACACGGCACAGAGCGCAGGAACGGGACAGGAGCAGAGGGCAGACGGGGGUGACACGGUAGAAGCAAGUGACCCUGAACACACGCAGUCCAAACUUUUGAAAGGGCCAAAAAGACGAGACAAAGCUGCGCAGCUGUUUGAAGAAGGUGAAUGGAAGGGACCUGCAUCGCUGGAGGACACGGAGGACACACAGGGGCAGCCGCAGAUCCAAGACAGCAUGGAGCCUGCGAGGACGGCGGCCGAUCUGCCGGUCGAGGAGGCGACAGGCGGAUCACCAGAGUCCUACAAACACAAGUCCACCAUGCAGGACGUUUUGUCUGACAUCCAGAGCUUGGUGGAAAAAAGUAACAUCAUAAAUCGGAACCCACACAUUGAUUUGAACUGGUACCUGAAGUCCUCUCCGGGUGAACCUGAGAUUCGAUUGGUACGAACUGUCCAAAAGGUUCUGGCAUGUCGUUAUCAACCAGCACAACUCGACGUCCCCGUAAUGGCCAAACAACUGCAGGAGGCAGAGGACUACAGGCGCUGUGUGCAGGAGCAAGUUGCUACUAUGAAGAGCAUGAGCGCUGCCAGGAUUUGUCACCCAGAUGCCUUGAGCAGAGUUGAAGGACAGUGCAGUGCUGCGCUGCUGGACGCCUCUGCCACUGUGCAGGUCAAAGCAGCACAGCUGGAUCAGGUCCAACAGUACCACAAACAGAUGAAGAUCACCAGAGCUUUCCUGGAGGUUGUAGCAGCUGAGAAGGACAAGAUAACCUUAAGUACUUUGGGAAGCAGUGCCCUUCAAGCUAACAGACUCCAGGUCCUGCUGCACACCAUGGUACAGAAGAAAGUCUUUAUGGAAGAGCUCCUCCAGUUAAGUAGCCAAUUGUUGGUCCAUUUGAGCGACGCUGAGAGUUCAGGUGCUCUUCCAGCCCAGCUUGGAGAUGUCCAGGAGGAAUGGAGGCUUUUAGAAGGAAGCAUCAAAAGAGCUCUUCAACAUGCCUCAAGCUCCACCUCUCAGUCCUCUCUCCUAUUAAAAGAGGCCGAACUGCUUAAAGCUAAGCUUGAAGCGUUUCGAAAAUCCAACUUUCAAAGCCAUGAAAACAAAAGCGCUUUAGAAUUUGUUUGUCUGACAACAGACAUAAAACUGUACAACCAGCUUUACUUGCACUUACAGUCCCAAUCAGACGCUCUCGUUCAUUUCUAUCUGGGUCAGAAAGAGAAGGAUGAGAUCAAACAUAGUCUUCAGGAACUGGGGUCUUUGCUAAAUGUCACCAGGAGCAAGCUUGGCACUCCCACAACCAGCGGUGGCGAUAAUUCUUCAGCUAAGAUCAGCAAGCAAUUACAAGACUUGAUCAUAUGGGCCAAGCAGGCAGAAAACCACAUCUCUAUCGGGAAAAAGUUAGCCCUUUUCCCCGAGGAGGCUCGUAAUCAGAUUGUUGAAAUGAAGAAAUUUAAGACCGAUAUUUGGUUUAGAAGAUCCAAGAUGCAGGUGGAAGUUGAGCAGAUGAAAGAUGUAGUCACUGAUAUGGAAAAGGAGGAAAGUGACCAAGAGUUGAAGACAAUAGCAGACCUCUAUGAAGCCAUCGCUGACAGCUUGGAUCAUGUUCUUGACACCAUGAAGAAAGAUCUGCAGGAGAGGGAGAAACUGUUGUGCCAGCUUGCUAGCAUGGAGGCCUGGCUAGUAGAAACGCAUGCCGAAAGAGACCCAUGUGCCCAUGUUGACAAUGUUUCAAAAGCUGACAUCGGAAAGCUGGAGAGUGAGAUGAAAAGUCAUAAAUCAGCCACAAUGGAGAUAGAGAGCCAACUAAAACAGGUGGAAACAAUGGAAGACAGUUGCAGGGAAAUAGCUGUUGGGUUGAGUCCAGGAGAGAGCCGCUACCUUGUCAAUAGACUGUCUGGCCUUCGCACAGAAUUAGACGGAUUGCUCGCUCAUGAGAAAGCAGCCAGCUGGGAAUUAGAAGAGCUGAUUCAUGAGCGAACCACUUCAGAUGACGAGUUAUCGACCAUCCAGGCUAGCUUAAAGCAAAUUUCCACUGAUUUGGAGCAGCAAAGGUUCCCUUUAACACAAGAAACACUUUCAAAAAUUGAACAUCUGAAGCACAUGCUAAUGGAGCAUCAGUGUCAAGUACAAGAGCUUCAGCACUGCCAGGAGGCCAGGCGAAACUCGCUGCUGUGCACCAUUGGGGAACUGCAAGACCAUUGCAAAGCUCUUAGUGUUAAUACCAUUGAGCAAGACAAAUAUCAGCACAUGAGGAGACAAAUGGAGGAAUCCAGGGACAUUGCCAAAGAGCAAAUUGAAUUGGCCAAAGAUAAAACACUCAGUGUGGGUGAGAGGGUCAGACUAUGCCAAACACUCUUGAUUGAACUUCCUCUGGUGAAGACACAGUGUCAGGAAGCAGCAGACCAAUUGGAGGCCAUAGCUCAUGACUUGUACCCAUCUGAAUAUACUUCAGAGAAGCAGAGGAUUCACCACACAGUGGAAACUUUAGUCUCUUGGGAGCAUUCGGUCACAGUUGAUAUCAAAAACCUAGAGGCCAAGCUUCUGCUCGGUCUGCGUUUUUCCUCCGAGCUUCCUGCCUUAAUAGAGCUUUUCCUAACAACAAGAGAGGAGCUGGAGGGAGCCGAACCAGUAACUCCAGAUGAAAAAGCCAUAGAUAUUGCACUAAGAAGGAACUGGAUUGUUUGGAGGAAUAUGGAGUCUGGGAUGAGGGUGUUAGAAGGUCUGGGACGGAAGGAAAAAAUGAACCUGAAGAGCUACAAGGAACUGUACUCUCUUAGGGAUGGAACCAUGCAAGAGUGCCAUUUACGAAUGGAGAGUUUAUGCCAGGCGAGAGAGUCCUUGAAAGACUACCAGUGGGCUGCUCAGGGAGCAAUAGGCUUCCUCCAUAAUGCAGAAGCCACCUUCUUAUCAGCUUCUGGAGGGUUUUUGGACUGUACUGAGGAACAAAGACAGACUCGGCAGGCUCUAGAAACUCUUGAAGAUGGAUUUCAGGCUCACAUCUGCCACCUUGUGGAACUGGUGCCGCAACAAGCCUGCCUGUCCCGCCCGAAGACAGAGCAGCUGCACAUCAGCGUCCUCAGUCAGCUGUUGGUGGGCCGAGCCGUGCUGGAGGCCCAGGCCCAGCUCAGGCUGGAGUCCUUGCAGAGGUGUGAAAUAAGACAACAAAGUCACAGAAAGUGCCAUGAAGACAUACGUCACCGCCUCUCAAGGCUUGAAGCCAAGCUCUCACAAUGUGCUGCAGAACAAGUGACGUCAUAUGACAAAUGUGUCGCCCAACAAAAAGCAGCUAAGCUUCUGAUGGAAGGUCUCCGCAGCCUCGCAGGUAAGAUAGAAGAACUGAGAACUGGAUGUCCGAUGCAGGGCUGUGGUGUUGGAAAGGACAGGGAGUUGGGCGCCCUCUGGAGGCGCUGGGUGUCACUACGCCGCGGUGUCGGCCUGCUGAUGGCACACACAGAACAGAGAGGGGAGGAAUGGAAGGACAUCACAACAAGUAUGGAGCAGUGUUGCAGCGUUUUGGCCUGUCUUCAGUCUGACGUUCCCGACUCCUCCACUCUGAGCUUCACUCAAGAGAAACCUCUGGAGCAUCUGGCUCAAGCCGAGAUGCACCAGACCGGGCUGGAGCAGGAGCAGCAGGCCUUAGCCUCUCUGGAGCAUCGACUGGAGCACGCCCUGAGCUUAUCUAGUUCCCAGGAGCCCAUCAGCCCUGGACCUGUUGGCAAAACACUAGUGAAGAUCCAAGAGAAUGUCAGGAGCUUGAAAGAGAGAAACCUGCAGGUGGUAGCUGCAGCCCAGGCAGAGGAGAGAGAGAGAGAGCAUGUCCAAGAGGAGAUAGGAGAGGUGGUGCAACACAUGUUCGCCCUUCUUCCCUCGCUGGAAGCCUGUUCGAGUCUAUACAAACAGCAGGAGCUCAGAAAGGAUUUGUCCUCCCAGAAAACCAAGCUCAAGUGUAUCAUGGACGGCGUGCAGAGCCGGUAUACUGAGGUACCAGCUGAUAUCAGCCGAAUGUUGCAAGAAGUUCAGCUGUCUCUACAAAGAGAAGAGGAGAAGCUCACGGAGAAGACGAACCCAGUUCGGAAGCUGGCUGGUGAAGUGGUGGAGUUGGGUUCUGGUUUGGAUAAAGUGAAAGCGUUACUGAAGCAAAAGAGUGCAACAGUGAAUGACGCUCAAAAUGUUCUCAAGCACGCUUGGGAUGAGCUGGAUGCAUGGCACAGCCGCUUGAUGCUCCUGGAGAGCCAGGUGCAGGAUCUUGCGGAGGAGCAUCCAGAACAAGCCCACCUGCUCUUCGACAAACUCACCCAACCACUGCAGCUCUACCAAGACACGGCGCAGAUGACCGAGCAACGCACCGCCUUCCUCAGCAAGAUCCCCGCCUGUCUUCAGGAGUUUGAAGACAUUCUGUACGGCGCCACCUGCUGGUUGGACGAGGCCCAGUCGUGGCUGAGUGCUGCCUGCUCCUUCACAACAGCCAGAGGCCUCCAGAAUCAUGCAAACUCCCUGCAGCUGGUGCUGGACGACUCUGAGAGGAUCAGACACGCCCUGCGGGACUUCAGGCCGGUCCUGGACGAGAUCUCUGCUGUGUGUGACAUCAGCACCCACGAGGAGAGGGUGACGCAGAACUACCAACAAGUCCACAACAUGCAACGCAAGAUCCUGGAGCCACUGGAGCAGCUGCUGCAGGCUGCUGUGGUGGUGGAGGCAUUAGAAGUAGAGCUGAAGACCAUGGAGAAGAAUGUCCCGAAGAUCCAAGCGAUUUUAUCCUCUGUGGACAACUCCAACAUAACUUUGACGGAGCAUCUUCAAGAUCGACAGGUGAUCCUGGCCACCAUGCAGUCAAUGUGGAGGACAUGGGAGCAGAUGGAGAGGUGCAAAGGAGAGCUCCACCUCCCACAAGGAGCAGGGGACAGCCUGCUGGUCUUCUCCAGAGCCAGACUGCUGCUGCAGCCGCUGAAGGAGCUCGAACAACUCACCCAGCAACAAGCCACGCUGCUGGAGAACAAGAUUAGGGAGGAGAAAGAAACCUGUAGGGAUCCUGGCAUCACUGCAGUCUCUGAGCCUCCUGAAGAAAUGCAACAUCCAGACAGAUUUCCAAAAAGACUCUCAGUCCAGCAGGAGGUGUUUGGGGUGUCUAAUUCAGAGGAAGAGGAAGACGAGGAAAACGAGAGUUGUCACUCGUCGUCCUCUGACACACUAACGUGCAGUAUUCCAGAGGACCCGGAGGAAACACUCAACGCUUCAGAUGUGCAAACUGAAGAUAUUGCAGACAUUAGGCAACUGUCAGAAGUUAAGGCCCCGGGGAGUUCUCGGUUCUCCUCUGAAGGGGAGACGAGCUCAGAAGGAGCUGACGCUGAGCUUUUAUCUGUGAAGCCUGAGCUUCAUAUAAAACAUCCUGCAUCACAAAAUGAGGAAACUGAAUCAAUAACAAUGGAUUCCAAAGCCGAUGUUGGUAAAGCAUUGGAUCCUGAGAGUGUGACGGCUGCAGACGAGUUUCCUGCGGCUGCCACUCUGGACCGACACGGAUCACUGGAACGCGAAGCUCUUGUCGACCAUCAUGCAAAGUCCCUUCAGGCGGAAGCUGCAGUGGAAGACAUUAGACUGAUUCCUGCAAGACCAAGAAGUCUGUUCACUGCCACGAGAGCAUCUGAUGAGUUCAUGGAGGAGGGAGAUGAACAUCUGUCUUUGUCCACAGCUCCUCAUCAACAGCUGGAUACUCUCAACGUAUCGAAGGAGCAAAGGGAAGUUGGUCAUAACGCUUUGGUGGAAGAAUCCCAACAGGAGUCAUCAGAGGAGCCGAUCAGUUUGUCUGGACAUGAAGAAGAAGAAGAAGAAGAAGAAGAAGAAGAAGAAGACAAAGAGCAGCUGAGGUGGAGUCGACUUCACACCCAGAUCGCUCAAAAACUGAGCACUUUGAACAAAGAGAAGGAGGAGCAUCAGAUCCACUCAGAGGACGGGUCGACCCUUGACAAGGACCCAGAGAUGGAGCUGACACCACCCGGCUCUGCUUCUGCAGUUCUGCAGCAGACACACGAGUCCGUCGCCAUGCUGAGACAAACGGUGAGCUCUCCAGGGUUAAAUGAGGAGUUGUACGAGGCUGCGCGGCGAGUCCUCGUCUGUCUGGGCGCUCUGACCGACCUUCUGUUGGCUCCUGGUGAAGACGACCCCCGGCUGAGGCUGCUGCAGCAGGAGUGUGCAUCAGCUGAGCUGCUGACUCUGUCUGAGCUGUUGAGUAAAGUGGAGUCGGAGAACAAACCAUUGAGAGGAAGAGCAGAAGCUCUCCGCUGUUGGAACUCCCUUCAGGAUUGUCUCCACGCGGUGCAGCUGCUCUUCUCCUCGUCACACAACCAGCUCAUCCAACAUCUGGGACACACACACCAGCAUCAGGAGCACGCCUCCAACAGGCUGUGUGUUGUGGACGAGAUCGAACCGGGACGAAGUGAGAAGUUCCCCAGCAUAAAGGAGUCUCGCUGUUUGGAGCGGUGUGUGCUGGGCCGACAUCAGAGGGAGAGUCCAGGGGAAGAAGAGAAGCUGCAGCGAGCUGCCCGGUCCUUGCUUCAGGGGAUAACUCGCCUCCUGGAACUGGGUGAAGAAUGCAUAACAGGAGGGCAGAUGAGACGGGUUCACAGCCGCAGCCAACUUCAAGCGGUUCUCUGCAGACACAAGAAGCUCCUGCAAGUCCUCGGGUCUCAGUUGGCUUUCGUGCAACAUCUGUUCCAACGUGAGCCAGAAGCACUCAAGUGCCAGGAGGAUGAGCGGGUGCAGCUGGAAGUCCGAGCCAAAGCUUUGCAGCAACAGGCUCUGGAGCAGGAAGUGGCUUCUCAAAGGAGGAUGCAGGACUGGACCCGCUGGGAGGACGAUUGCGGUCGACUUGGCGGGCUGCUGGACGACCUUGAAGCCUUCAUUAGCAGCGGGGAAGCAGAGGGAGACGACGAGAGGUCGGCACAGCACCGACGAGCUGCCUGCCAGCAAACAUUGGUCCAGCUGGAAGAGAGCAGAGCUGCGUUAGGACUGCUCCUGGAUCGGCGGGAGGCGCUGCAGACACAGGAGCCACAGUUUGCUGCCACAGUCCGUCAUGCAGGAGGCGCUCUGGAGCUGCGAUGGCAGAGCGCCUACAGGCGGGCGGAGCAGGAGAGUCGACGCUGCGGAGACAUCCAGGACAGCCGGGCCAGAUUCCACACGCACUUCGCUUCAGUCAGUGAAUGGCUGGUCGGCGCCAACAAACACCAGAAGACCUGGUCGAACCUGGCCGACACGUCGGACCUGAACCAGGAGUGUAUUCACAACAACCUGAUCAAGCUGCUGGACUUCUCCAUGGAGAUUGAAGCCAUGUCGGUACAGAGGGCGUCUGCAUCCCGGGAAGCCACUCGACUCCUCCACCUGAGGGAAGCUGACUGCCCCGGGCUGAGAGCUCAGCUCGCCCAGCUGGAGGGAAACUGGAGCCAGCUGACCUCUGACCUGUCCAAGACACAAGAGCGGCUGCAGCAGCGGCUGCUGGCAGCAUGGCCACCGGUGAAGCUGCUGUCUGACUUGGAGGACUGGCUGAAGAAGCUGGAGGCUCAGCAGAACGAGGAGAAGGAAACCAUCCUCAAGGCCAAAGACGCGGCUCAGAUCACAGAAAUACUGCAGCACAAACGGGAGUUAAAGGCCGGCAUGGUCAACGGGCAGCUCCUUCUUGACUUCCUGUGCCAGUCUGGGCCUCAGGCGCUGGGAGUGGACGUCCGGGCGCUUUGCUCCGAACGUACAAUGUUUGCAGAGAAACUGGGCGCCCUCAGACUGCAGUGGCUGCACAUUCAGAGAGAGCUGGAGAGCCAGAUUCAUGAAGCCGAACAGAUGCAGCACACUUGUGCAGACAGAGAGCGGCGGUUACAGCGUCUUCACAUCUGGAUAGAACAGCAGCAGAAACAGCUGACUCAGUGGAAACAGCCCACCAGUCACACUGUGGCUCGUCAGGCUCUGCUGGACUGGGAGGCUCUUGUGAGCAGAGUGAAGGAGGUGGCUGCAGCUUUGCAGGAGUUGAAAGCCACACGAGUGCACGUUGAAAAGGAAGACGAUCACCCUUGUGAUCGCUCCUUCUCCGGCCACGCGGACGCCGUUUGUCGCGCUUGUGUGGACCUUACUCAACAGAUUGCGGCUCUGCGAGCAGCUGUGCAGCAGAAUGUGGAGGAGUGGAGUUGUUUUGAGAAGGAUCUGAGGGAGGUCUCUCUGCACACCACGAGGGUGCACUGUGCUCUGCAGCACCAGCCUCUGUUCUCUCUGCAGCAGGCAGAAGGACACGUGGACCUCCUGCAGCGACUCCAGGAGAAGGUCAGGAAAGGAGAAGAGCUUUGGGCAUCUGUGGACAAAUCUUAUCAAAUCCUUGUAAAGACUCUUCAUCCUGGAACAACUCAGGCGCUGGAUCUGCAGCUGGAAGGAGAGCGGAAACGGUGGAGGGGCGCGGUGCUGGAGUUGGAGGACGAGCACGUGAAGACCGCAGAGACACUUUCCCUCUGGCAGGAGUUCACUCGCCUCUCUGAUCGAUGCUUCCUUCACCUGCACACUCUGCGGCGUCAGUGGGAGGAGCUGUCGAGACCUUCAGCUCAGCAGGACUCACGGGCCACGCUUCACUCGCUGGAGAAGCUGCAGGAUGCUGCUGAGGAUUUGCAAAGCAGUGUGGGAGAUGUGCUUGUGGCUUCCAAGCCUCUCAUUGGACGGCUAGAACAUCUGGCGGCAAAUUUAAUCCAAUCAGAGACCAGACUGUUGUCACGUGACGUCCUGCUGCUGAGCCAGGCGAUGUCAGGAAAAAAGAAAAGUCUUCAGGAGGAUGUGGAGCAACGGGAACUUUUUCACACUCGACUGGAUGCCCUUGAAAAGCAGACGCAGACGACGCAACAUAAACUCACAACUGGCUCGAAGGACACAAACUCUGCGAAGCUUCUCCUGGAGCUCGGUGAUCUGUCUCCGUCACUGGCUGACGUCAGGGAGAUGAGCGGUUAUGUGACCCUUAACAACCACGAGAGGCAGAGACUGCACAUGCUCAGCAGACGGUGGGUUGAGAGCAUGACUCACACGUCUGACAUAAACAGAGAGCUGCAUUCAAAGCAUCAUAAUUCUCAGGACUUUCAGCAGAAGUGUAAGAGCCUGACGUGCAUCCAGAAGAAGCUCGAAGAUGAAUCCAUUUCUAAAAAGCCUCAAAGUCUCUCCAGCCUCCGAGAGAUGCUCACUUCCCAUCAGAGGCUUGAAGCUGAAAUCGUUAUUGGACAGCAGCUUCUGCAGAGUCUUCUCCGUCACGCAGUCGAGUCCAUGGAAAAAGAAACGGGGGAGAAAAGAUCUGAACUCAUGGCACAAACGUUCUGCGCGAGGGAGAGCUGGCUCACAUCCGUUGCUCUGGCUGGCCAGCGCAGGUCCUUGACAGAAGAACGACUGGGCGAGUGGAGACUCUACCGUGGUGGCUUGAAACUUUUGUGGAAGCUGUUGAGGGACGUCGACCCUCUGCUGCCCCCUGCUGGACCUGCUGUGUGCGCACUGCAUGAGCUGCGAAGCUGUGCCGAUCAUUACCAGUGUGUUGAAGACGCUCUGGCUCUGCACUCCACCGUGUACAACCAGACGCUGGAGGCCGGAGGACACUUAUGUGAAACCGUGACGGAGACUGAGUGUCAGAGUCGACUGCAGUCAGAGCUGCGGGCCGUGCAGGAGGCCUGGGAGCGAACCUCCUCACUGCUGGAGAGGAGGAGAGAGCUGGUCCGCACAACGGUUCAGAAGUGGGCGCAGUGUCAGGAUGGGAUAACCAGCCUCACGUCUGAAGUGGACGAGCUGAGCAUCGUGCUGAAACAGCCGCUGCCUGAGAGAGCGCAGGACUAUGAGGGCGAGGAACACGUUCAGGAGACAGACUUCUCUCUGCAGCAUUUGGCCAGUGGAUUUAGGGAAUUGACCACCAUGAAGACGGACCUGUGCCAGUACGUCGCUGCCGGUGACUCGGCUCUGCUGGAGCAGCAGCUGGAACAACUCCACGCUCAAUGGGAAGAGCUGUGUAUGAAGGUUUCCUUGCGCAGACAGGAAAUCGCAGACCGCCUCAACGCGUGGACCAUCUUCAGCGACAAGAACAAAGAGUUCUGCGAUUGGCUGACUCAGAUGGAGAACAAGGUGUGCCACGGCGGAGAUCUGAGCAUCCAGGAAAUGGUGGAGAAACUGAAGAAGGACUGCAUGGAGGAAAUCAAUUUAUUCAGUGAGAAUAAAAGCCACCUGAAGCAGCUGGGUGAGCAGCUGCUGUUAGCCAGUGACGAGGCCAAGCAGACGCAGGUACACGGCUCGCUGCAGGAGGUCAACCAGCGGUGGCACAACCUCUUCCACAACAUCGAAGCCCGGGUGAAGAAGCUGAAGGAGACUCUGGUGGCGGUGCAGCAGCUGGAUAAGAACAUGAAUAACCUCCGCUCGUGGCUUUCUCGCAUCGAGGCCGAGCUGUCCCGACCCGUCACCUACAGCGUCUGUCACCACCAGGAGAUCGAGAGGAGGCUGGCGGAGCAGCAGGAGCUGCAGAGGGACAUCGAGCAGCACACGGAGGGCGUAGCGUCGGUGCUCAGUCUGUGCGAUGUUUUGCUGCGGGACGAAGAUGCUGCUGGAGGGUCAGAGGUGGAGAGCGACUCCCUGCAGGAAACCAGCCACAGCCUGGACCAGCGCUGGAGGGCCAUCUGUUCCAUGGCUCUGGACAGGAGGCUCAGGAUCGAGGAGACGUGGAGACUCUGGUGCAAGUUCCUCGACGACUACUCGCGGUUUGAGGAUUGGCUCAAGAUGGCCGAGCGCACCACUGCCAACCCCAACUCUGCAGACGUCCUUUAUACCGUCGCCAAGGAGGAGCUGAAGAAGUUUGAGGGUUUCCAAAGGCAGGUUCAUGAGCGGCUGACCCAUCUGGAGCUGGUCAAUAACCAGUACCGCCGCCUGGCCCGGGAGAACCGCACUGACCGAGCCAGCCAGCUCAAAGUCAUGGUCCACGAGGGCAACCGGCGCUGGGACGACCUGCACCGCAGAGUGUCCGCCAUCCUCCGCAGACUCAAGCAUUUCACCAGCCAGAGGGAGGACUUUGAAGGCACCAGGGAGAGCAUGCUGGUGUGGCUGACCGAGCUGGACCUGCAGCUCACCAACGUAGAACACUUUUCAGAGAGCGACGUCCAUCACAAGAUCCAGCAGCUCAACAGCUUCCAGAAGGAGAUCACCCUGAACACGGAGCGCAUCGACGGCCUGAUCGUGUUCGGAGAGGGUCUGAUCCAGAAGAGCUCACCGCAGGAUGCGGCGCUGAUAGAGGACGAGCUGGAGGAGCUGCACUCGUACUGCCAGGAGGUUUUCAGCAGACUGGUGCGCUUCCACCAGCGCCUCAGCCAGCCCCCGAUGAUCAAAGAAGAACCGGAGCUCUCUGCACCCAGCGCCGCCUUUUCCUUGGAGUCGAGCUUGGAGCUGAUUGGCCGACCGUGGCUGGGGCGGAACCAAGGAAGCCUCCCGGCGACGCCCACCCACCUGUUGGCCUCACCGCUGGAGCGCUCGGGGCGGGAGACCCCGGUGAGCGUGGACUCCCUGCCGCUGGAGUGGGACCACACCGGAGACGUAGGAGGGUCAUCGUCACAUGAGGAUGAGGAGGAAGAGGAAGAAGAUGAGGAUGACAGGACUUACUUCAGCGCACUAUCAGAGGUGGAGCGGACUGAGAGCCCGGAGGAAUUUGUCGAAGCCCCGGAGGUCUCCUCACCGGGUCGGCAAAACAACGUCUUCUGCUUAAUAAAUCCGCUGACGGCUCUUCAAGUUUCAAGCGUGGCCGCGCACGAGUCUCCAGAAACACCGUCUCUGGAUGCUGAGGACCACGCUGAGGCUCCACGCCCCCUCACCAGCACGCCUCGGAAGCAGGGCUACCUGCGUCUCAUGUCUCAGUGCAGCGGCAGCAUCGAGGACAUUAAAAGAGUCUCACUGAUCCUGGAUGACGAGGAGCGGCCGGAGGAGCUCGGUCUGACGGGACUGACGGCGUCAGACAAACAGUCGGGUGUGAUUGAACGCUGGGAGCUGCUCCAGGCUCAGUCCAGGAGAGACCAGCACGCCGGCCCUCAGGAGCCCCAAAGCCUCACAUCUGACCUCGCCGACAUCACUUCCUGGUUGGAAAACGUGACCCUGGAGCUAGAGCGCCCCCAGCUGUCCGACCCGGCAGCCAGUAUCGAGGACAUGGCAGCCAGAGCCAAAGAACUAAAGGAGAUGCAGAAGGUGUUUACUCGCUACAAGUCCGUCAUGCUCUCCGUCAACCUGCGAGCUCAGGAGGCUCCAGAGCUGCAGGAGAGGCUGGUUGGGAUGAACCGGGACUGGAGCCGAGCGUGCACAGGCCUGCAGCGGUGGGACGGCAGUCUGAGGAAGACACUGAUGCGCUGCCAGGAGUUCCAUGAAACCCUCCAUUCUCUGCUGUUGUGGCUGGCCCACGCAGAGAGCAGGCGCUACGCAGUGGACAUCAGUGACCCAGACACACCCGUCGGAGCCCUACAGCAACACCGCCGCACGCUCUCCGAUCUGCAGGAGGAGCUGCAGGGCAGGCGGACUCAGCAGGCCUCCCUCCAGGCCCUGUGGUCCCAGCUGCAGCCCGACGACGAGGAGAGCGGCGAGGCCCAGGAGAAGCUCCACGUGACCGGGAGCAAACUGAAGCUGCUGCUGAGGCAGGUGGAGCAGGACCUCGGCAGCCUGCAACAGCGUCUGGAUUGUGAAUCUGCAUCAGAAGUCCAAGAACAAAGCUCGUCUGCAGAUCCAAAGAAAGGUUCCUCUACUCAAAGAGAGAAGAGGGCGUCGUCUCCUCCGCGGUCCUUCUUCUACCGGGUCUUCCGCGCCGCCUUCCCCCUCCACCUGCUGCUGCUGUUCCUCCUGCUCCUCCCUUGUCUGAUCCCCGUGUCCGAGAGCGACCCCGGCUGCACCGGGGCCAACAACUUCGCCCGGUCUUUCUACCCCAUGUUACACUACACCAACGGCCCACCGCCCACCUAACGCUGAGAAACACAAGUCACCUUUUUGUCACACCUGAACAAAACGUGUAAAGUUGAAAUGUUAAGCUGCUGAAGUGAUCGUCUUCUAAAAAAAAAAAAAAACUAUUUCUAUUGUUAAAGAUUUGAUCUUGGAACAGAUUGUAUUUAUUUCAGUCGACUGCAGGAAAAACACAAACGCAGAUAUUUAUGUGUUAUAAUGCAAAAGAUCUUUACGCCACUGCAGCCUGUCGGACAUCUCCCUUUGAGGAGCGACACAUUCAGAUGGGGUAACGCAGCAUACGUCCAGCAACAGCGUAGAAAUAUGAGUUUAAAUAUCCUUCAGCGAAGCCAGCGAACAUAUUCCAGUGAGUUCAUCAGGAUCAAAUCACAAUAUUCUUCCCAGCUUCCAACCACAGAACAGAUCAUCGGUGGACGUCCACUAAACAAAGCUUAUCACAUGUUUACAUUAUCCAGUCCAACAUUACCCAGCAUGCUUCAUGUCAGACCUUUUUAAAAAAGAUAUAUUUUUUAACAACACAAAGACACUGGUUUAAAUUUGAAUGUUUUCUUUAUAAAGCCAACCGUACAAAAUGAUUGCAGUUUCAUACACACAAUUGUAUAUCCAGAUUGUUUUUCUUUUGGAUGCUGUGAGUGUGAGCAGGACAUGUCCGUGCCUCCCACUGUUAAAACACUGUCGAUGUAUCAGGAUGCGUAUGUACAGAAUGUAAUAAUAUAAUGCGUAUUUAUAACAUCAAACGGUGGAUUGUGCUCCUCAUCUUCUGGUAGUAAACACUGAUUGUCUUAACUCUG
This is a messenger RNA of Cottoperca gobio, 23198 nucleotides long. It is a transcript of the gene syne2a, whose product is annotated as spectrin repeat containing, nuclear envelope 2a. Gene Ontology annotation, cellular component: membrane. Lineage: Eukaryota; Metazoa; Chordata; Actinopteri; Perciformes; Bovichtidae. Gene Ontology annotation, molecular function: protein binding. The record is from RefSeq and is a predicted model, not a curated record.